Messenger RNA from Neltuma alba, 651 nucleotides. Its product is annotated as cytochrome c oxidase assembly factor 4 homolog, mitochondrial. NCBI's taxonomy places the organism in Eukaryota, Viridiplantae, Streptophyta, Magnoliopsida, Fabales, Fabaceae. The transcript has 3 exons. The record is from RefSeq and is a predicted model, not a curated record. Bases 33 to 278 code for a protein of 81 amino acids.
AUUGGGCCGAAGGGCAGGGCCAGGCAGCUACAAUGGAUGAAAUUCAAUCAGAACCAAACCAGCGCAAAGCCACUCCGCCGCCACCUACUCCGCCGCAACCCCUUCACCAGAGUGACGCAGACGAAGAAGAUGAGAACGUGAAGCAGCUGGAUGGCUGCGCUUCCCACUAUCUUUCAAUGCAGGAAUGCAUCGCUAAUUCAAACAGGGAUUGGAAAGCCUGCCAGGCGGAAGUGCAAGCUCUGAAGGCGUGCAUGGAGAAGAGAAGGGGUAACAAAUAGAGAUGAGAAUUCUGCAGAGAAGGGAUUCUAGCGGGAGUGAUCUGCUCUGCUUCUGGGAUGGAAGUGAGAGAAUAAAAUGUGAAAAAUGGAAUCUGUGUACUAUUCAAAGACGUUGAUCUCGUAAUUGCAUCCAUAGCCUUGCCCUAUUAUUACCUGGCAUUUGAUUGCUGCAAAUAAACUCUGCUCCCUGCCCAAGGCGAAAAUGAGACGGAUCUUGAGAUAUUACGAAAUUUUGGCAACAGAGAUGAGUCAUUAUGUAGAAUUCAAUUCCUUGAUUGCUCUGAUCUAAAGAAGUAAAGAUUUUUCGUCAUUGGUAUUUUGUUAAGUAUCUUUUAUGAACACUUUUUCACACGAGGCGCCUGGCGGCAGGCAU